Molecule: messenger RNA, 3000 nt
Organism: Mercurialis annua (annual mercury)
Lineage: Eukaryota; Viridiplantae; Streptophyta; Magnoliopsida; Malpighiales; Euphorbiaceae
Product: scarecrow-like protein 6
Exons: 1
Coding region: 591-2810 (739 amino acids)
Biological process (GO): regulation of DNA-templated transcription
Cellular component (GO): nucleus
Molecular function (GO): sequence-specific DNA binding; DNA-binding transcription factor activity
Source: RefSeq, a predicted model, not a curated record
AAUUCAGAAAAAUAAAAUACUCUAUAAGUAAAUUAAAAUAAAACAAGAAAACCAAUAGCAGUAGAGAGAAGAAACACUUUAUUACCUUUUUUAUGAUGCACGCAUCCAUGGCAGAACACAGAAGCCUACAGAGUCCUGCUACUACUCAACAGGGCUAGAAGAAAAAAAAUAAAGACCCAGUACAACAAAUCUAACACCUGUAGAGAAAAAAAGAAGAAAUUAUUGAGAUGAAGGUGCUUCAAUGGAGUUUUAAAGAUUAGAUGCAGAUGAAAUGGAGCUGCUCGAGAUAAUAAAGAUGAUGACAGUUGAGUAGGUGUUUUUUUCUCUCUGGUUUCUUUGAGUAUUAGUGAAAGAAGAAGAGAGAUUGAUGGCAUGCAAAGAGCGACUAUGAGUUCUUGAUUUUGAAAAACUAAAAUCUGAGAUAAAAAAACAAGAAAGUUCAUUUCUUUUUCAAAAUCCAAGGGGAAAAAACUUGCCCAUUUGCUUCAAUCUUGGUCUUUUUUGUUUGUUUGUCUUCUUUGUUUGAAUCUGUGAACAAAGAAAAUUAAAGUUUUUUUUUGGGUUCUUGGUGUGUAAUUUAUAGAUGAGUGAUGAGUUGGAUGCCCUUUCAUUUGCAGGGAAAGGGGGGUUUAGAUAUUGUUGAUUUUGGUAGUUUGGCUUCUAUUUCUUCUCAUCAGCAAGAAACUUGGAAGCAGAAGCAACAUCAAGAGGUUAAUAGCUUCACAACCAUAGAGCCCACUUCAGUUCUUCAUAUGAGAAGAAGUCUUAGUCCACCUACAUCAGCUUCUACUCUUUCCUCCUCCUUCAACAACGGCAGCAGCGGCGGACGGGGUGGUGGUAAUUCCACUGAAAACACCACCACCGCCACCGCGACGGCCAGAGAGAAAGUGGUGACUCCUCUGAACGAAAGGAAAGAUGAAUGGGCUACCGAGUUGCAGCCGAUUCCGAGUGGGUUAGAGAUUGUGUCCACAGGUGAAAGAUGUGGUCUUGGUUUGGAGGAAUGGGAGAAUAUGUUAUCAGAGCCGAACCAAGAACAGUCCUUGCUGAGGUGGAUUUCUGGGGAUGUGGAUGAGUCUUUUGGGUUCAGGCAAUUGUUGCAGAAUGGUGGCAACAAUAAUUCAGCUGAUUUUGAUUCUGGUGGGUUAGGGUUAGGGAUGGUUGAUGGAAUGGCUGGUAUUUCAAGCAUUGGUACUAAUUUGUCUGGUUUUUCUGCAUCUGGGUUUAGUUCAACAAAUAGUAGCAGUAGCAGCAACGUUAAUGGAAAUGGAAAGGUUAAUUAUGCAAGUGUCGGAUUGGGAAAUAAUAGCAGCAGCAAUUGUAGUGUACAAAAUCCGAUUUUCGGUGCUUUACCUCCGGGUAUGGUUUAUCAUCAUCGGCAAAUUGAGGCAUCUGAGGAAAAGCCACAGAUUUUGAAUCCACAGGUGAUGAUGAACCAGCACCAAUCUCAAAAUGCUAACACUUUUAUGCAAUUUCCAUUUCCACAGCAAAAUCAACUACUUCAACACGAAACCAAGAGGCAUAACUCCGGCGGGAUGGGCCCAAUUAUGCCUCAGAUGAUUGCGAAGCACCCGUUUGGUGAUCCGGGUCAUGAGAUAUUGGCCAGGAAACAGCAGCAGCAACAGCAUUUUCAGCAAGGGGUGAAUUUUGUUUCUCCACAUAUGCAACAGAAUGCUAUGGUAGUAAAAAAGGAAGAACAGCAACAUGCUUUGCUGGACCAGCUCUACAAGGCGGCUGAGCUGGUCGGAACUGGGAAUUUCUCACACGCGCAAGGGAUAUUGGCGCGGCUCAAUCAACAACUCUCUCCAAUCGGAAAGCCUCUGUAUCGGGCAGCUUUCUACUUCAAGGAGGCUCUGCAAUUGCUCAUUCUCAUGAAUAACAACAACAACAACAACUCAGUCACUCUCCUGCCGCCCAGGAGCCCCACUGCGUUCGAUGUCAUAUUCAAAAUCGGCGCAUACAAAAUCUUCUCCGAAGUCUCUCCUUUGAUUCAAUUCGUCAACUUCACUUCCAAUCAAGCCCUCCUCGAAUCCCUCCGCGAUGAAGAUAGAAUUCAUAUAAUCGACUUUGAUAUUGGCUUUGGUGCUCAAUGGGCUUCUUUUAUGCAGGAGCUUCCGAGAAGUAGAGGCACCCCAUUAUUAAAAAUCACUGCAUUUGCCUCUCCUUCAACUCACCACCCCGUGGAGAUUCUCCUUAUGCGCGAAAAUUUAACUCAAUUCGCCAAUGAAAUAGGUAUAAGCUUCGAACUUGAUGUGAUCAACUUUGAUUCUUUAGAACAAAGUUGCUACUCUCUCCCCAUUUAUCGGUCAAGCGAUAACGAAGCAAUAGCGGUUAAUUUUCCGGUUUGGUCCUGCUCGAAUCAACCAUCCGCAUUACCUUCCCUGCUUCGUUUUAUCAAGCACCUUUCGCCGAAGAUUGUCGUUUGUUUAGAUAGAGGGGAGCGAAUCGACCUUCCAUUUCCGCAACAUAUCCUGCAUUCUCUGCAAGCUCAUAUUCACCUACUGGAGUCACUAGAUGCUGCAAACGCGGCGUCGGAUGCUGUGAAUAAAAUAGAGAAAUUCCUACUCCAGCCGAGGAUUGAGAGCACGGUGUUCGGCCGUCUCCGCGCACCGGAGAAAAUGCCGACGUGGAAGACGAUGUUCGCCUCGGCUGGAUUCUCUCCUGUAAUGUUCAGUAACUUCACAGAGACGCAAGCAGAGUAUGUGAUGAAGAGAAUUCCUGUGAGGGGAUUUCAUGUGGAGAAGCGGCAAGCUUUGCUUGUGCUCUGUUGGCAGCGGAGAGAUCUUAUGUCAGCUUCGGCUUGGAGAUGCUGAUGAUCAGCAAUGGUAAUUUUAAUAAUUUAUUGUUCAGUUACAGUGUGAGAGGAAAGUUGAACCCGCAACCUCUCAUGUUUCAGUUACUUCGCGGUUGAUCGGAGGUUUCAAUUCAAUCUGUUGUGGUAAAAAAAAUAUUAUCUUAUGUAGUUUCCAUUUGCUAUUAGUACAAAAUUUACUUUUGCCCUCA